AUGGCGAGCUCCACAGAAACUGUUGCAGAAGUUGUCACUGCGGCGUCACAGCUUGAUCAGGAUAUGGUGACUCGGCUUUUAAAUGGCAGUCUUCAUGCGAGCUAUCCUCCUAUUGAGAGAUUCAUGACCAUCGACGGCUUACUCAGGUCCCAUGCUUCUCAGCCGGACCAAGCAGAUAUCCCAUUGAUCUGCUAUCCCGUUCUCGGCGCCGCAGAUUUCGAAAAGCAUACCGCUGGCGAUCUGGACCGUUUCACUGAUGCCGUUGUCCAGUACUAUAUGAGGUGUGGUCUUGUACCUGCUGAACCCAGACUCGAAGAGGCGCCUGUUAUCGGUGUUCUGGUGGGAUCGAGCUUCGAGGUGAUAUUGACCAUGUUCGCUCUCAAUCGUCUUGGCUACGCAGUCCUCUUUUUGUCGACACGAUUGACGGCCCCGGCAUAUUCAAGAUUGCUUGCAUUGGCAGGCUGUCGUACUCUGAUUGUUGCAGAGCAAUAUGAGCAGGUCGUACGAGAAAUUCGUGAAGAAUGCCCCGACUGUGUCAGUUUUCCCGUGUUGAAACGGCAAGACUGGUUCGCUCACCACCCUAACUCGGCGCCGUUUGUUCGUUCCAAUGUGAAUCCAUCGCGCGAAGGGCGGAAAAUUGCUUGGAUCCUUCACUCGUCUGGGAGCACUGGGCACCCGAAGCCAAUAUUCCUCUCCAAUCUUCAGACCCUGGCCAACUGGCGGAAGAGCUUCGGUCUCCGAUUCUUUACAACAAGCCCUCUUUUCCAUUCUUUCGCACUGAUGGAACUUGGCCGAGCCUUGUACACACGGGCGACGGCAUUCUUCGGGAAUCACGCUCUUCCGACUACGUUCCAGAACCUGCAUGAUGCUUUGGAGGUCGCCCAGCCUGAGCAGUUCAGCGCGGUUCCCUAUGUGAUUAAACUGUUAGCGGAAAGACCUGAAGGAGUGGAAGCAUUAGCCAAACCCAAGAUUGUCCUAUUUGGUGGCUCGAGUUGUCCGGAUGACCUUGGUGAUCGUCUCGUUGCGCAGGGUGUCAAUUUGGUGGCCAACUAUGGAGCCACGGAGACGGGCCAGAUCAUGACCUCAUUUCGGCCAGCCGGUGAUAGCGAAUGGCAAUAUAUGAGACUUCGUCGUCCAGUGGCUGAUUUUACGCUUAUGGAUGAGAUCUCCCCAGGGGUAUUUGAGUGCGUCGCGCUGGCUGGCUUGCCUAGCAAGGGACCGUCCAAUUCAAAGCCGCCGUACAGCGAGAAUAAUCCUGCCAACAGCUUUCGGACCGCCGAUUUGUUUACUCGACAUCCUGAUCCGAAGAAAAAGAAUUUUUACAAAUACCUUUCCCGACUGGACGAUCGCAUCACUUUGGUCAAUGGGGAAAAAGUGCUACCAAUCCCCGUCGAAGGCCGUAUCAGAGAACAGCCUCUUGUCCGUGAAUGUGUCGUCUUCGGCUACCAGCGCACCGUGCCUGGGGCUCUCGUAUUUCGUUCAGCGGAGCAUGGAAGAAAUUUGAGCAACGCCGAAUUUCUUGAGGCCAUCUGGCCUGCUGUCGAGGCGGCCAAUUCUCGAGCAGAAACCUUCUCUCGCAUCCCGAAGGACUUGGUUAUCGUGCUGGGUGAGAGUGUCAAAUAUGCCGCGACGGACAAAGGUACCUUCAUUCGCGCACAAGUCUAUCAACAAUUUUCAGGUGAAAUCGAGGCAGCUUAUGCCAAUUAUGGUGAAAUCAACAGAAAAGGAGGACUGGCGCUGGACCCGCCGGCUCUUGAAGACUGGCUUCUGACUCGGUUUCGCGUUGAUCUUGGGAUUCCAUUGGCAGAUGCAGAUGCCGACAUUUUUGCUGCAGGCGUGGACAGUUUGCAGACCACGCAAGUUUGGAGAUCCAUUGCGCGGGAUCUGGAUCUUGGAGGAAAUACAAAUACUUUGAGCCAGAAUAUUGUCUUUGAGAAAGGCACCGUCCACGCACUCGCGGAACAUCUACAUCAUAUGCGAGUUGGACAGGACACUGUCGGCGAAGACGAGAUACAGAUCAUGCGCGACAUGAUUCAAAAAUAUUCACACUUCGGGCAUCACCACCCAACCAUUUCCCGACAGCCAGAAAAGCAAGUAGUACUUGUCACUGGAGCCACUGGCAACCUCGGUGCAUUCAUCAUUGCUGAGAUGCUAAAGCGGUCCGACGUCUCUGAAGUAUGGGCUCUUGUGCGAGCUCCGGGGCCAGCUGCCGCGGGUGUCCGUGUCUACCAAGCAAUGGCUGAUCGCAAGAUUCACUUGACCGAUGCGCAAGCUUCUAAGCUACGAGCCGUGGCCGGCGACUUGUCGCAAGCUAAUCUAGGCCUGGAGAGCCAUGUUCUAGAGCAUCUCCUAUCUUCUUUGACAUGUAUCGUUCACAGCGCCUGGGCUGUCAAUUUCAACCUCGGAGUGCGCUCAUUCGAGCAACAACAUAUCCGUGGGACACACAAUCUAAUCAAUUUUUGUUUACGGUCCAAGCUACCUCUCCCCGCACGUUUCUUCUUCUGCUCGAGCGUCAGCACUGCAUGCAAUGCGCCAAAGCCUGCCGUGAUUCGCGAAAGUGUCAUCAAGGACCUACACUACGCUCAAGCCACUGGUUAUGGCCGCUCCAAACUAGCCACGGAACUGAUUACUCACAACGCUAUGCGCCAAACAGGGCUACAAGCCCGUGUACUGCGUAUUGGACAAUUGAGCGGCGAUACUGUACAUGCUCAAUGGAACGACACCGAGGCGGUUGCGCUGAUGUUCCGCAGUGUGUUGACUACCGGCGCUCUUCCUGAGUUGAGUGAGAGCCCGGCAUGGUUGCCCGUUGAUCAAUGCGCGAAGGCAGUUACGGAGCUUGCCAUGAAGAGCGAGGCUUUUGACCCGGACCCCGAGUUGGUUUAUAACUUGGUCAACCCCCAGAAAUUUAGCUGGAAGGAUGACUUGCUUCCUGUUUUGGCUACAGGCACCAAGUUGCCACUUUUCGAGAUUGUCUCACCUCAGGAGUGGCUUCAACGACUCGAAUCUAGCGAGCAGGAUCCGGAGAAGAACCCGAGCAUCAAGCUCGUGGAUUUCUGGCGUGGAAAAUUUGGGGGAAAGCAAGGGUCGUCAGCGAGUAUUGCACUGUCACAGACGCAGGCUACGCUCCAGUUUGAGACGUGUCGUACGGUGCGAGAUUGUCCUAGCCUGGGCCUAGUGAAAGAUCCUGUCACGGAUCAUUUGGUACAGCGGUAUAUUGAAGUAUGGAUGCAGCGAUGGAUGAAAUAG
Penicillium diatomitis is the source of this 3246-nucleotide messenger RNA. RefSeq lists its product as uncharacterized. The record is from RefSeq and is a predicted model, not a curated record. The transcript is spliced from 2 exons. Bases 1 to 3246 code for a protein of 1081 amino acids. Lineage: Eukaryota; Fungi; Ascomycota; Eurotiomycetes; Eurotiales; Aspergillaceae.